AAUAUCAUAGCAUCUGGCCUAUGCGCCUCCCAUUUUUAAGUAUAGAGGAAGAAGAGCAUCAUAGAACAUCAACUCAACGUGGAUACUGAGGUGAAGAACACAAAUGGCAUCGCAGAGUCCACGGUCACCUAUGCAUCCACAACUUAUGCAAACACCGCACAGUCCCGCUAGGUCGGAUGGGGGCCGCGAAGGACGGCACAGCCACCACAUUGAGAGCCAUAAGGCAAGGCAUGCUUCACCUGGGUGCGCCAAAGAACAGUCCUGCCUUGAAUGUCUGGCACAGCUCAACGAAGUAUCACUCUAUGAGAUGCCAAAGGGUUCUCCAUGUGCCCUAAUCAUACAGGGCCCAACGAACAACAACCUUUUCUAUCUGCAAAUAGUGAGUGGCUCCGUUUCCCGCUUGGUCUUUGGAGAUGCAAAUGGAUCCUUCACCAUGUUGAUGUCGCAGAUCAGCGGUCAAGUGAUGGCCGCGUUCCACCGCCCAUUACGACUUCAAAGCGGGUGUAAGGGAUGCUUCUGCAGUUGCCUUGGACAGGAGAUGACGAUUGAAGCCCCACCUGGAACAAGAGUGGGCUCAAUUUCCGAAGAUUGUAGUACGUGGGGCACUACCAUGACCAUCCGUGACACAAGUGGACAGGGGGCGCUAAAGAUUAAUGGCCCCGCUUUGCCCCCCUACUGUACUUGCCUGAUCAAUCAGGCCGUAUUUCAGGUGAAAUCAAUGGCAGGAACCCCAGUAGGCGAGAUAUGGACGGACGGAAAUAAAUGUGCCGGUGUCUCAUUCCCUAUGGACCUGAAUGUGGACCUCAAAGGGUGUCUUAUCGGCUGCACAAUUCUCAUAAAGUACAUGUUCGGCAUGGAAGGCUGUACAGUUACCUGGUGCAGAGCUGCUCUGGUGUGCUGCUUUGUGUGCGGCAAGUUUGCAAGCAUAUUCAACCCUAACUGACACAUUACGUGGUUCUUGGGCAGAGGAUCCGCAGAGAGUUCCUUUUAGU
This is a messenger RNA of Ornithodoros turicata, 992 nucleotides long. Its product is annotated as phospholipid scramblase 2-like. The record is from RefSeq and is a predicted model, not a curated record. Gene Ontology annotation, molecular function: phospholipid scramblase activity. The transcript is spliced from 8 exons. Gene Ontology annotation, biological process: plasma membrane phospholipid scrambling. Lineage: Eukaryota; Metazoa; Arthropoda; Arachnida; Ixodida; Argasidae. Gene Ontology annotation, cellular component: plasma membrane. The coding region runs from base 104 to 943 and encodes 279 amino acids.